CGCUGCUUCACCAAGAUGGCGGUUGAAGCUUCGGCCCCUUCACCAAGGUGGCGUCCGUGACCGCGGCUCUGAGCCCCUCACCAUGAGCUGUCCAGUCGAACUGAGGCUCUGCCGGAACUUCCCGGCUCAAAUGCACCCGCUGCAGGUCCUCAUUCCCCAGGCCACCUUUGCCGCCCUCAGUCCGGGGCCCGGUCCAGACAGCGGCACCGCCUGUGUGUUGUCACUGCAUUCCGGGCAUGGACGUGGGCCCGCGCUCUUUACCGCCGCCUCCGUCAUCGAGGAUGAGCCCCCGAGGGAGGCGGGCGCGCCCGGGAUCCGAGAUGACGGCGUCGCCGGGGCCGGAGGGGAGGGGGUCACUGAGCCCACGGUCCACAGUGAGGGGGUUCACCGGCCCGGAGCAGCAGGGGAGGCAGUCACUGAUUUCAAGGCGAGGGGUACGCAGAUCCCCGGGUCUGGAGCAGCAGCAGAGGGGGUCACUGAGUUCAGGGUACAGCGGGAGGACCUUCUCGGGCCCCAGACUGAAGGGUUGAGCCCCAGUAUUGGGCCAUUCCAGAUAUACACCAGUAAGCUCUUCCCUGCACACUAUGGGCUGUGGGUGAGUGAGGACAAAACCCUGGGGCAGGGUGUGGAGGCGGGACUGGUGUCCCCACAGCAUGGUGCCCCAGCCCUACUGCGGGCAUCUUUGGUGAGGUCAGUGCCGAGCUUGAACCGGGUGGUACUGGGUGCCCGCACUAGAGUCAGCCUGCGCUGGGCAAGCUCCCCUGCGUUUGCCAAUGGGCUACUGGUCCUGGCCUGCCAGCGGCAGCCGGUUCUCCUGCGGCAGGGUGACGCUCCCAUUGUACCUUACCACCCCUUACUGGGUGAGGAUAGUGAGACGGUCCUGGCCCGCCUUCUGGAGCUGGUGGUCUUGGAGUGUCAGCCUGUGCUGCAGGGAGUCCUGACUGUGUCCACCUGCCUGCUGCUGACUGACUUCAGGGAGCCUGGCGAGCUGCCCCCAGCACAGCCGCUCCACCUGUUGCAACCGCUCUGUCUCUCUGACUUCGCCCACUACGCCCGUGGUCUCUGGGCCUCAGGGCUCAGUCUGGAGCCUGAUAGGCCCACUGAUUUCCUGUCCAUCCUGCGGGCCUUGGAGUGCAGACUGGAGGUGACGGUGGCUGACCUGCUGGGCCUGGCCUCAAGCAGUGAGCUGAGGCUCGGUGAUAGGGCCCUGGACCUGGACAGCUGUCUUCUGCUUAAUAGGCGGACCCUGUACCGUCUGGGCCUCUUCCACUGCCAGUGGGUCCUUGUCUCGAUGCCAGAGCCACCUACAGAGGCAGAGCAGCUCAGGUCAGAGCUCGAGUCUCCUAGGCCGGAAACAGGAGUUCAGGGGCAGAGCAGUGGCUGGCGGCCAGUAACUGAACUCCUGGCCUGUGUGCUGGUGCUGGAGGGGGGUGAGGGGGCCAGUCUGGAGCUGGGGCAGGACAUGGCAGCAAUCUCCCACACUAUGUGGUUCAACAUCUCCAAGGGGGCCCCAGUGCCUACCUCCCACAGAGCACUGAGAGUCAAGCGCUUUUACCAGGGGCCAGAAUUGCAGAAGGGGCUGGGGGAGAGUCAUUCUGAACUGUGCGAACCUCCUGUGGCAGAGGAACUACACGUGGAGGUGGUGCACUCUCCCACCUAUGACUCACGGGCAAACUAUGAUGGACUGAUCUUCCAGCACUUCAGAACCUCCAGGUUGGUGCACGUAGGAGCUGUGCUGUGUGUGCAGACCAGGGGCAAGCCAGAGUUUAUUGAGAGCUGUACUGAGAGGCGAGUCGGAUGGCCUGUGAUCUACCUGAGGGUGAGGUCAGUGAGCGGAGGGGCAGAGUCCAAGGCGGCGCCCGGUUACCUGGCUGAUACAGAGCACACCUCUGUUUACUUGGAUGGCUGUGGCAGCAGCUACGUUCCCUGUGCUGUAAUGAGUGGUGGUCACCCAUUCUGGGGCAGUGUCUCUCCUCCUGGGCUCUCCAGCACUGUCGAUACUCUCUGCAACAUCAUCGAGCCAUACCUGCGCAGUGGGCCACCCCUUCUCGAUAGGCCGUGCAGUGUGUUACUGUGGGGACCGAGUGGUUGUGGGAAGAGCACAGUGGUGCGGGCUGCGUGUAGCAGAAUGAACCUACACUUGGUGAAGGUGGACUGUGUAUGCCUGUGUUCUGAUUCGAUCGGAGCCUCUGAAGCGAAACUGGAAGCUGCUUUUUCACGGGCCGAGGAUCAUCGUCCAUGCAUUCUCCUGCUGUGUGAUGUCACAAUAGUCGGGAGGGAACGUGAUGGAGUGGGACAGGACUCACGUCUGAUUUCUGCCCUGCAGCGUUUCAUGAGGGGUGUGCAAUCCAUCCCCACCAACUACCCGGUGGUGGUGGUAGGGACAGCGGUGCAAGCAAGGGAUGUGUCGGCCGACCUACAAGCAGUUUUCCUUCACGAGUUGGCCGUGGGUGCCCUUUUGGAAGAACAGCGGAAACAGAUGGUGAGAGCACUCAGCAGCAGCCUGCCCCUGGGCAAGGAUGUGAACCUAGCCAAGAUCGCCAAGCUGACUGCGGGUUACAACCUCAGUGACCUGUGCACCCUGCUGAACCGUGCUGGUCGUGCUGCGUGCAGACGUCUGCGCCGGUGCCGCUUUCCUGGAGUUAUUCCCAGUGAGCAGGAGGAGCUGGAGCUGUGUGCGGCCGGGGUGACCAUCCUACAGGAAGACAUGCACAGAGCAUUGGAGGAGCUGCAGGCAGAGCACUCACAGGCUAUCGGAGCGCCCAAGAUUCCAGCAGUGAAAUGGCAGGAUGUGGGGGGUCUGGAGGCGGUCAAGCGAGAGAUCCUGGACACAGUGCAGCUUCCCAUUGAGCACCCCGAGCUGCUGAGUCGAGGUCUGCGCCGCACCGGACUGUUACUGUACGGUCCUCCCGGUACAGGCAAGACACUACUGGCCAAGGCUGUGGCCACCGAGUGUGCCAGGACCUUCCUCAGCGUGAAGGGGCCGGAGCUGAUCAACAUGUACGUGGGGCAGAGUGAGGAGAACGUGCGAGAGGUGUUCAGCCGGGCACGGACUGCAUCCCCCUGCAUCGUGUUCUUUGAUGAACUGGACUCACUGGCCCCCAAUCGAGGUCGGAGUGGAGACUCUGGGGGCGUCACGGACAGGGUGGUAUCUCAGCUCCUCGCUGAACUGGAUGGACUUCACUCCUCGUCUGACGUGUUUGUGAUUGGAGCCACCAAUAGACCUGACCUUCUGGACCAAGCCCUCCUCCGCCCUGGCCGGUUGGACAAACUGCUGUAUGUAGGGCUAAAUGAAGACCGGGAGUCUCAGCUUCGUGUGCUGCAGGCCAUCACACGCAAAUUCACGUUGGACGCAGCCGUCAGCCUACCCCACGUGGUGGAGCGAUGCCCACCCCAGCUGAGCGGAGCCGACCUGCACUCCCUCUGUAGUGAGGCUAUGAUGUCGGCUGUCAAACGCAAAAUCAUCCGCAUCGACCAAGGCCUGGACAUUGAGGACUCGGAGCUAGCCCUGUUGCCCGAGGACUUUGACCGAGCCCUCAGCACCCUCCAACCAUCUGUCUCGCAGCAGGACUUGAACCGUUACAGGCUGAUAAAGCAGAGACUAUCGACCCGGUGACCAGCGUGCUGACAUCUGACAGGACAACAUCCAGUGGGAUCGGUUGACCUUUGUGGGUUAAUGGGUUUCAGAUGGUUGGACGGGGAACCAGACUGUUUCCCUCAUGGGAACAUGUCUUAUGGUCAGGCUCCAUGUGUGGGGAUCACUGGCAAGCCGGAUUUAUCACCCAUCUCUGAUUACCCCUGAGCCACUGCACUCCUGCCAUAGAGCUGGUGGGGAGAGAGUUCCAGGGUUUAGAACCAGUGAUGAAGUAGUAACAGUGAUAUAUUACUACUAGUUGUAAAUAAAAUUAUUCGUGACUCUUGUGACCGCUGCCAUUUACUUCUACAGCAGAAUA
Messenger RNA from Mobula hypostoma (lesser devil ray), 3953 nucleotides. RefSeq names its product peroxisomal biogenesis factor 6 (gene pex6). Gene Ontology annotation, molecular function: ATP binding; ATP hydrolysis activity. The record is from RefSeq and is a predicted model, not a curated record. The coding region runs from base 83 to 3616 and encodes 1177 amino acids. Gene Ontology annotation, cellular component: peroxisomal membrane; cytosol. The transcript is spliced from 17 exons. Gene Ontology annotation, biological process: protein import into peroxisome matrix. NCBI's taxonomy places the organism in Eukaryota, Metazoa, Chordata, Chondrichthyes, Myliobatiformes, Myliobatidae.